This is a messenger RNA of Corylus avellana, 910 nucleotides long. RefSeq names its product TATA binding protein associated factor 21kDa subunit (gene TAFII21). NCBI's taxonomy places the organism in Eukaryota, Viridiplantae, Streptophyta, Magnoliopsida, Fagales, Betulaceae. Gene Ontology annotation, biological process: RNA polymerase II preinitiation complex assembly; DNA-templated transcription initiation. Gene Ontology annotation, molecular function: protein heterodimerization activity; transcription coactivator activity; RNA polymerase II general transcription initiation factor activity. Gene Ontology annotation, cellular component: transcription factor TFIID complex; SAGA complex. The record is from RefSeq and is a predicted model, not a curated record.
UUUUAACCCCCCUCUCUCUCUCUCUCUCUCUCCUUGACGGAGAACGGCUCUCUCCGCGACGGUGCUCCCUCUCUCAGACGGAACGGCUCUCUCUUUCAAGGGGAACACCUCUCUGUCUCUCUCCUCCACAGCAGACGGCUUGGGUCUUCAACCUCUAAAAGGUUUUUGAAAACAGAGAUCGAAACCCUAAAAAAGAAACUCUCGAAGAUUCACUGUCCUCUUAAUCUAAUCUCUCAAAGGUGAAAACAGUUAAGGAAAUGGCUGAGGGAGAUGAGGACUUGCCGAGGGAUGCAAAGAUUGUAAAGUCACUGCUGAAAUCUAUGGGUGUUGAGGACUAUGAACCUCGUGUUAUCCACCAAUUUCUAGAACUGUGGUAUCGAUAUGUAGUUGAUAUAUUGACAGAUUCACAGGUCUACUCUGAGCAUGCUGGAAAGGCUGCCAUAGACUGUGAUGAUGUCAAGCUUGCCAUUCAGUCAAAAGUCAAUCUUAGCUUCUCCCAACCACCACCACGAGAGGUCCUACUAGAGCUGGCUCGAAACCGGAACAAAAUACCAUUGCCAAGGUUAAUAGCUGGUCCUGGUAUUCCACUCCCGCCUGAACAGGACACACUGCUCAGCCCCAACUACCAACUUGCAAUCCCAAAGAAGCAACCUUCCCCUGCAGUUGAAGAAACAGAGGAGGACGAAGAGGGUGUUGAUCCCAAUCCCUCACAAGAACAGAAGACAGAUAUGCCACAACAUACUCCUCAAAGAGUGUCCUUUCCUAUCACAAAACGCCCCAAGUGAACCUUUUGAACUGUGUAAGAGCAAUUAGAUCCAUUGGUCUUAAGCAAUAGAAAAAACAUCAACAUGUCCACCAUAAUGUUGAUUUCUUUUGGAAUGAAGUAUGACAAAAUAAUUUGUUUGAUCCA